Molecule: messenger RNA, 2397 nt
Organism: Coniophora puteana RWD-64-598 SS2
Lineage: Eukaryota; Fungi; Basidiomycota; Agaricomycetes; Boletales; Coniophoraceae
Product: aminoimidazole ribonucleotide synthetase
Exons: 9
Coding region: 1-2397 (798 amino acids)
Biological process (GO): 'de novo' IMP biosynthetic process; adenine biosynthetic process
Cellular component (GO): cytosol
Molecular function (GO): phosphoribosylformylglycinamidine cyclo-ligase activity; phosphoribosylamine-glycine ligase activity; metal ion binding
Source: RefSeq, a predicted model, not a curated record
AUGACCGCCCGCGUCCUCGUCCUCGGCAGCGGCGGCAGAGAGCACGCCCUCGUCUGGAAGCUCGCACAGUCCCCCGCCGUCGCCCACAUUUUUGUCUGCCCGGGCAACGCAGGCACCGCCGCCUCCUCAAAAUCAUCCAAUGUCGACAUCUCCCCCUCCGACUUUCCCGCUCUCAUCCAGUUCGCCGUGGGCAACAAGAUAGAUCUCGUCGUCCCAGGCCCGGAGCAGCCCCUCGUCGAUGGCGUACACGCCCACUUCAAAAAAGUCGGAAUCCCCGUCUUCGGGCCGACCGCGCUCGCAGCCCGCAUGGAGGGCUCAAAGGCCUUUUCAAAAGACUUUAUGCACAGACACAACAUCCCCACCGCUCGAUACCGCACCUUCCCCGCCUCCCAGUUCGCCGACGCAGAGGCGUACCUCAAAACCGUCGACCACCCCGUCGUCCUCAAAGCGAGCGGGCUCGCAGCCGGCAAAGGCGUCCUCAUCCCCGAGACGACCGAGCAGGCCAUCGCCGGUCUGCGCGAGAUCAUGGUCGACAACGUCUUUGGCGACGCCGGCAACGAAGUCGUCAUCGAAGAACACCUCACCGGCCCCGAAAUCUCCGUCCUCGCCUUCUCCGACGGCUACACCAUCGUCCCCCUCCCCGCCGCCCAGGACCACAAGCGCAUCGGCGAGCACGACACCGGCCCCAACACCGGCGGCAUGGGCGCCUACGCACCCGCCCCCGUCGCCACCCCCGCGAUCAUGGACCGCAUCAUGCGCGAGGCGCUGCGCCCCACGAUCGACGGCAUGCGGCGGGAGGGCUUUCCGUUUGUGGGGCUGCUGUUUACCGGGUUUAUGCUCACGAGCGACGGGCCCAAGGUGCUCGAGUAUAAUGUCCGCUUCGGCGAUCCGGAGACGGAGGCGCUGAUGCUGCUGCUCGCGGACAAGGUCGAUCUGUAUGAGGUGUUGUUGGCCUGUGCGGAACACCGUCUUGACGCUGUCGACAUCGCGAUCAAGCCAGGAUACGCAGUGUCCGUCGUUCUAGUCUCGGGCGGCUACCCAGGGAGCUAUCCCAAAGGCAAAGUCAUCACCGUCGGAGACGUGCCCUCUGACGUGGUCGUCUUCCACGCGGGCACGGCGCUCAAGGGCGCCGACGUCGUCACAGCCGGCGGUCGCGUCAUCGCCGUCUCGUCGCACGCGCCCACACUCCAAGACUCCCUCCGCGCGGUCUACGCCGCGAUCGAGCAGGUCAACUUUGAAGGCAAAGUCUUCAGACGCGACAUCGCCCACCGCGCGCUCUCAGCCGCAGCCACAAAAGACGCAGCACCAGCCGAGGGGCUCACAUACGCCGCCGCAGGCGUCUCCGUCGACGCGGGCAACUCGCUCGUCGACGCGAUCAAGCCGUUCGUGCGCUCCACGCGCCGCCCGGGCGCCGACGCCGAGAUCGGCGGCUUCGGCGGCGUGUUCGAUCUCAAGGCGGCGGGCUACACCGAUCCGCUGCUCGUCAGCGGUACGGACGGGGUCGGCACGAAGCUGCGUGUUGCGCUUGAGUCGGGGAUACAUGAUCUCGUCGAAAUGAACGGCACAGGCAUCGACCUCGUCGCGAUGUCCGUCAACGAUCUGCUCGUGCAGGGCGCGGAGCCGCUCUACUUCCUCGACUACUACGGCUGCAGCAAGCUCGACGUCGCCGUCGCGACCGAGGUCGUACGCGGCAUCGCCGAGGGCUGCAGGCGCGCCGGCUGCGCGCUCAUCGGGGGCGAGACCGCAGAGAUGCCGGGCAUGUACCAGGCCGACGACUACGACCUCGCCGGGUUCGCAGUCGGCGCCGUCGAGCGCCCCCUGCUCCUCCCGCAGCCCGGCAUCGCACCAGGCGACGUGCUCCUCGGCAUCGCGUCCUCAGGACUCCACUCCAACGGCUUCUCGCUCGUGCGCAAAGUCAUCUCGCUCUGCCCCGACCUCUCCUACACCUCCCCGUGCCCCUGGGACCCCCCAUCCCCAACCUCAACAACGACAACACUCGGCCGCCACCUCCUCGAGCCCACACGCAUCUACAUCCCCCAAGUCCUCCCCGCGUGCCGCCUCGGGCUCAUCAAAGGCCUCUCGCACAUCACCGGCGGCGGCUUCACCGAAAACAUCCCGCGCGUUCUGCCCAGCGGCACAGGGUGCACCGUCGACGCAGCCGCGUGGCCCCUGCCCGCUGUGUUCCGCUGGCUCAUGCAGCGCGGCAACAUCGCGCCCGCGGAGAUGGCGCGCACGUUCAACAACGGGAUCGGCCUCGUCGCUAUCGUCGACAGAGUCAGCGUCGAUAGCGUGAUACAAGUGCUGCAGCGCGACGAGGGCGCCGCGCGCGUGUACAGGAUCGGCGAGGUCACGGCGACGCCGGGUGUCGAGCUCAGGAACUUGGAUGCGUGGCGGUGA